Molecule: messenger RNA, 1074 nt
Organism: Aspergillus luchuensis
Lineage: Eukaryota; Fungi; Ascomycota; Eurotiomycetes; Eurotiales; Aspergillaceae
Product: BRcat and Rcat domain-containing protein
Exons: 3
Coding region: 1-1074 (357 amino acids)
Biological process (GO): protein polyubiquitination; positive regulation of proteasomal ubiquitin-dependent protein catabolic process; ubiquitin-dependent protein catabolic process
Cellular component (GO): cytoplasm; ubiquitin ligase complex
Molecular function (GO): zinc ion binding; ubiquitin protein ligase activity; ubiquitin conjugating enzyme binding
Source: RefSeq, a predicted model, not a curated record
AUGACUGCGUUUAACGUCAAAGAUCUGGCUGCGCGCGCUGCCCAGCGCCUCGCGGAACACCGCCAAAAGACCGAGGCCCGUGGCAGCACUUUCAGUACGGAGCCACUGCCCAUGGACCGUGUCUCGAGUCUGGACACCAAUUCAAUGAGAACCAUGUCACAUAGUGAAGACGAACACCGCCACAAGUCGAAGAUGAGUCGGCUUGUGCAGAAGGUUCGAGGGCGGUUCUCGAAGCGUCUUGCGAAGAGGGAGGUAAUCGACGAACCCUGCGCAUGCUGCUUGGAUAUCAUGCCUGCGGAAUGCCUGAUCAGCAUGCCGUGUCAGCACAAGUACUGCAGCAGAUGCUUGAAGAAGUUGGUGUUCACAGUUAUGCCGGAGGAAGGACUGUUCCCACCCAGAUGCUGCAAGCAGAAGAUCCCAACGGAGGUCAUCCUCCCCGUGCUGACACCGAAGGAGAGGACGGUAUAUUUCGCCAAGGUGCAGGAGUAUGCGACCCCAGCCAGAGAACGCUGGUACUGUCCUGCGCCGACGUGCGGCCGGUUCAUCCCACCGAAGCAUCUGAACAGCAAGCUCUCGUCUCAAAGCUGCCCAUACUGCAGCACGACGUUCUGCUCUGGCUGCAGAUGCCCGGAGUACAAUAAUAGUACCUCGACUGGGAAGAAAGAUCCGGGCUUUAUGGCCGUCUUCGAAGAUCCGCGACUCGGUAAAGCACAGAGGGGUCUCAAAUGUGGCUCUUUGGUGGACCUCUUGUUCAAUUGUGAUCACGUUACGUGUCGGUGCAAGGCACAAGUUUGUAACCUCUGUCGCAAUCCAUGGCUAUCGUGCACUUGCGCCAAACCAGGUCAACGGCCCAUCGACUUCCUCACCUUUAUCAUCGGCCACAGCGGCGUGAAUAAAGACCAGGAGGCCGAACUCGCCGCAGUGGUGGCUGCCAUCCUAUGCAACGAAAGGUUGCGGGAUGAAGAAUUGGCAAAGACCCAAAGCGGCAUGAAGGAAAAGGCGGGAAGCGCUAACAGAAGUCGGGCAAGUCUGCUGAUACCGCAGCAGGCGACUCGGGCUAGGAGGGUUUCCUAG